CGGGACGCGGAGAGGCCGGGAGCGGAGAGACCGGGACGCGGCCCGAGCCCCCGCGCCCACCCGGCUCCCACCGCACCGCACCCGCCGGCCAUGGGGCGCGCCGCGGUCGCCUGAGGCCCGGGCUGGCCGGCGGAGCCCGGCGGGGCCCCGAGCGGCGGCGGAGGCGGCGGGCCGCGGCCCCAGGCGCCCCGGAGAUGCCCCGCGUGCGCCGCUUCCUGCUCGGAUACCUGUUCCCGGCCCUCCUGCUGCACGGGCUGGGAGAAGGUUCCGCCCUCCUUCAUCCAGACAGCAGGUCCCAUCCUCGCUCCCUAGAGAAAAGCGCCUGGAGGGCUUUCAAAGAAUCCCAGUGCCAUCACAUGCUCAAGCAUCUUCACAAUGGGGCAAGGAUCACCGUGCAGAUGCCACCAACGAUCGAGGGCCACUGGGUCUCCACAGGCUGUGAAGUGAGAUCAGGGCCAGAGUUCAUCACCAGAUCCUACCGAUUCUACCACAAUAACACCUUCAAGGCUUACCAGUUUUACUAUGGCAGCAACCGGUGCACAAAUCCCACCUAUACCCUUGUCAUCCGCGGCAAGAUCCGCCUCCGCCAAGCGUCCUGGAUCAUUCGCGGGGGCACGGAGGCCGACUACCAGCUGCACGGUGUCCAGAUCAUCGGCCACACAGAGGCGGUGGCUGAGCAGUUAGGUCGGCUGGUGAACCGCACGUGCCCGGGCUUCCUGGCCUCGGGUGGCCCUUGGGUACAGGAUGUGGCCUAUGACCUGUGGCGGGAAGAAAAUGGUCACGAGUGCACCAGGGCCGUGAACUUCGCCAUGCAUGAGCUGCAGCUCAUCCGAGUGGAGAAGCAGUACCCCCACCACGGCCUGGACCACCUUGUGGAGGAGCUGUUCCUGGGCGACAUCCACACAGAUGCCACCCAGAGGAUGUUCUACCGGCCGUCUAGUUACCAGCCGCCUCUCCAGAACGCCAAGAAUCACAACCAUGCCUGCAUCGCCUGCCGGAUCAUCUUCCGUUCCGAUGAGCACCACCCCCCCAUCCUGCCCCCAAAGGCGGACUUGACCAUUGGCCUGCAUGGGGAGUGGGUGAGCCAGCGCUGCGAGGUACGCCCCGAAGUCUUGUUCCUCACCCGCCACUUCAUCUUCCACGACAACAACAACACGUGGGAGGGGCAUUACUACCACUACUCAGAUCCUGUGUGCAAGCAUCCCACCUUCACCAUCUACGCCCGGGGCCGCUACAGUCACGGCAUGCUCUCCUCCAGGGUCAUGGGCGGCACAGAGUUCGUGUUCAAAGUGAAUCACAUGAAGGUCACCCCCAUGGACACAGCCACUGCCUCGCUCCUCAACGUCUUCAACGGGAACGAGUGUGGGGCCGAGGGCUCCUGGCAGGUGGGCGUCCAGCAGGAUGUGACGCACACCAAUGGCUGUGUGGCCCUGGGCAUCAAGCUACCUCACACCGAAUAUGAGAUCUUCAAGAUGGAGCAGGAUGCCAGGGGCCGCUACCUGCUAUUCAAUGGCCAGAGGCCCAGCGAUGGUUCCAGCCCGGACAGACCCGAGAAGAGGGCCACGUCCUACCAGAUGCCUUUGGUCCAGUGCGCCUCAGCCUCGCCCAGGGCCGAGGACUCGUUAGAAGACAGUCGAGACGGCGCCCCGGGAAGGACGCCCCAGGCCUUGCUGCGUGCUGUCCUGUGGGGCCUUUUGACUCUACUACAUUGGGACAUCCUCAGAUAGAAGAUUUUUAGAAAAUGCUAUUUUUUUCUAAACCAAGAAUUCCUUACCAUUUACAGAUUUUUUUUUU
This is a messenger RNA of Perognathus longimembris pacificus (Pacific pocket mouse), 1794 nucleotides long. RefSeq names its product APC down-regulated 1 (gene Apcdd1). Gene Ontology annotation, cellular component: plasma membrane. The record is from RefSeq and is a predicted model, not a curated record. The transcript has 5 exons. Gene Ontology annotation, molecular function: Wnt-protein binding. Gene Ontology annotation, biological process: negative regulation of Wnt signaling pathway. The coding region runs from base 195 to 1727 and encodes 510 amino acids. Lineage: Eukaryota; Metazoa; Chordata; Mammalia; Rodentia; Heteromyidae.